AUGGUAUCUUUCGAGAAAUUCUUCAUUGCAAUCUCCCUCCUCUUCAAUGGGAUUGCUGCAUUCCCAACCCAAACUGGGACGCUGAGCAUCGCCGCUACUGACGUCCGCGCCGUCAACGACUUCGCUAUUGAGUCUCGGGACUUGAAACACGUAGAUGCUCGCGCCAAGCCCAAGAAGAAGUGCGGCGCCACGAAACGUAACGGACUCGAGCCUAGAAUACUGUACGCCGGCACUAAUGCAAACCAAGUCCUGGAGAACGAGUAUGUCGACGCAAUGCAAAUUAAGAGUAAUGGCGGGAAAGCAACUGUCGCCGAUCUGAGCGGCUGCACUGCUCUCUUCUUCUACAUGGGUACAACACUCCGCCGCGCCGUCCUUAUUCUGUGCGGUAACGAGGAAACAGAUGCCAAAACUGCAAUGCAGGCUGCUAUUGGCGCUGACAGUAUAACCAUCGGGGCAAAAAAUGAUGAACUUUUUGAGGCAGUACAAAGAGGAAUCCGUGCCAUCAAGCCGAACUUCACAUUCAAUAGAGAGCUUAUCUACAAGGUUAAGGAAGCUACAGAUACGACUGCGAUAACUCUCUCGAGUGUCACCGGAGCCACAACCCUUACCAAGGGCACUGGUCCGAGAAUUUGCAGGCAGUCUCAAUAA
This is a messenger RNA of Botrytis byssoidea, 648 nucleotides long. RefSeq lists its product as uncharacterized. Lineage: Eukaryota; Fungi; Ascomycota; Leotiomycetes; Helotiales; Sclerotiniaceae. The transcript has a single exon. Bases 1 to 648 code for a protein of 215 amino acids. The record is from RefSeq and is a predicted model, not a curated record.